Molecule: messenger RNA, 465 nt
Organism: Camellia sinensis
Lineage: Eukaryota; Viridiplantae; Streptophyta; Magnoliopsida; Ericales; Theaceae
Source: RefSeq, a predicted model, not a curated record
CUCAGGGAGCAAUAAUGGGACCACUGAUAACUACUGUUGUCAUUGCUCUCAAGGAUUUGUAUGCUGAAUUUGUUUUGGAUGAACCGAAGGAGAGUGAGACGUAGAGCGCUGCUGGGCAUGCUUUUAGUGCUUGCUUCCUGAGAAAUGUUUGUUGCUGCCUCAAAAACGCGUUUACAUUAUUGGUUGAGCUAAUUAGAACCCAAAAAAGAAAAAUCAAAAUUGUUGCUUUAGAGUGGAUGUGUUUUUACCAAUCUGUUGGCAGUGCAUUUAUCAAGUUUUGUUGGCUGCAUUUUCUCUUUAGGACAGUCUUUUUGUUUUUGUUUUUGUUUUUUUUUCUUCUAUUUGGUGUAAAAAGUAAUAGAUCAAUCAUGUACUCCCUUGGUUGUUGGUUGUGUGCUCUUAAAAGAAUUUUGUACAUUUUGAUAUAUUUAAUAUAUUUGUUGAUGUAGAAAGCUUAUUUGAUCC